Bacillus rossius redtenbacheri is the source of this 12778-nucleotide messenger RNA. Its product is annotated as DNA-binding protein RFXANK-like. Gene Ontology annotation, cellular component: nucleus. The transcript is spliced from 6 exons. Gene Ontology annotation, biological process: regulation of gene expression. Lineage: Eukaryota; Metazoa; Arthropoda; Insecta; Phasmatodea; Bacillidae. The coding region runs from base 2855 to 3595 and encodes 246 amino acids. The record is from RefSeq and is a predicted model, not a curated record. Gene Ontology annotation, molecular function: protein binding.
UUUCCCGUGCAAUAACUUGUAGGUUAAGUUGUCCAGUGUAAAUAAUGUGAUGGUUAUGGUGAUAAUUAUAAAAUAGCUUCGAUCAUAUAUACUUAUAGAUAGCUCAUUGGCUAUAGCUGCUGUGUUGUUUGUUGAUCCCGGGAUCUCAAUCAGCUGAUUGUAGGCUACGCGACGGGUUUUUGCCAUAGGAAACAAUGAAGUAGUCGACUAACAUGUGUGAUAUUUUGUGUUUGCUGCAUUCACGGACGAUUGUAGGCUUCGUUUAUAUCAAUAAAUGUGUUAAGUAAAGAAUGUAGAAGUAAAUAAGUAAUUAAAUAUGUCUGAAUUGAUCGGAAUUCACGUUAUUAUUGUGCCCGAAGGGAGUGUUUUUGUUGUGUAUCGUACCUCUAACCUCAACACUUGUGUAUUUGUCAAUACGUUUUGAUGGAUUCAGUCUUAAGCUCGUAUUUUAUUACGAACUUUAUUAAAAUCUACACAAUGCUAGGCAAUAUUGGAAAUAUAAAUAUACUAAAUGUAAUGAUACAAGAUAUAUAACAUUAUUUUCGAGACUGCUACAUUUCUAUCAUUAUUGGCUUUGGUCGUUUGAGUGAGCUUGUUUAAUAUUUACCGGAGCUAAUAAAUAGUAAUUUUUAUUCAGAUAAUUUAUGCUGAGUGGAAAUAAAAUAAUAAUGUUACUCUACAGUUUCCUCAAACUAUAAAAAAAGGUAACCAUAAUGAUUGGCCGUAUGAUUUUUAAAUGAAAUGAAUAAUGCCCCACCAUGUCCUAUGAAAAUAAUUAGAUGUGUAUUAAGGGGCACAGGUAGCCUACCUUGGGGUAUGUACAUGCAAGACAGAGUUGUAAUUGUAUUAGGCCUACAUGAAAGCUUGAAUUGCAUAUUCAGAGGGUAAUAUUCUUACAUGAUGACUUUUGCUCGACUAAAAUAAUAGAAUUUAGAAAAUACAGUUUUUGAACAGUAAUGACAUUCUUCUAUUUACCCUAAACAUUGUGUUUUUAAAUUCCUGUAGGUUUCUGAGAAAUCACAAUUUAUAACUUAAAUAACAAUAUCUGUGCAUUCAUAUAGCAACAGCCUUUUGUUGCUUCAGAUCCAGGUAAACAUUUGUAUGUAUGGAGAAUCACGGGAUCUGCAAACCUAGCGUGCUAACGUUUACAACAGUCUGUUCUGAGGCUUCGUUUGUGCAUGUUCAGUGUAAAUAAUCAUGAAUUUGUGAUGUAAUAAUGGACAAUUUGAAUAUGUUAGCUACAUUAAAAAUAUGUAGUUUAGUAUGGGUACAUUAAAAAAUAAAGUAAAAUAUUUUUAAUGGUUGCUUAGAAAUUACUACAGUGUGCAAACAGUUCACACCAGAAAAUUCCGAGACCCAAAUAGUUUCAAAGUUCAUCGAAGUUUGUCAUUCACACAAGAAAAUUUAAUACCACAACAUUAAAGGAUAAAAAUGUGCAUGAGAAAUCUCCAUAUCAUCUUUUAUAGAGUUGUGUGACAGGAAUUAGAUAAUAUUCAAACUAAAUUAAAAAUACUUACAAAUAUUGUGGAUAAUUGUUUUGAUCAGGAUAGUUACCUACUACUUAAAUUAUAAAUACCUAAGAAACUAUAAAAAAAAUACUGUACAGUAUUUUUAAUUUAGCUAUACUAACCAAACCAACCAUCCACAAUAAUUUUAUGUUCUCCAGAACAUGUACACACAUAGUCUCGCAAGGAAAAGCAAAAAUGGUGGUAGCCGCAAAAAUGCUCAGGUAUUGCAAUGUAAGCUAUAAAUGAUAAUUUCUAAGAAACUAGUAGGAUUUUAGAAACAUCGUUUUCAGGAUAAGUAGAGGAAUGUAGUUAGUGACUGGAAAAAAGUAAUUUUGGAAUGUUUUAUUACGGAAAAGCGGCGACAUAAGAAUAUUACAAUGCAGAGAAACAUGUUAAGUCCUUAAGAUUGAAAGUAUUGAUCAUAACUUUGAAUUAACAAUAAAAUAACUAUUUUUUAUAAAGAGGUUAAAAUUUUUAUGCUCUUAAUAAAUGUAAAAUUGUGUUUAUAAUGCCUAUAACUUACAUAAGUUAUUUAAGAUACAUGCAUACAAUGGUGACAGAUGUUACCAAUAUGAAAAUAGUGUGCUGAAACAAACAUUGGUUUUCGAGAAAAAUGUGUAACUAGAAGCUCUGCAUAUGAAUUUUGGCCGUUAUAUGGAACCCCUAAAAGAUGUUGCCAUUAAAAAACUUAGGAUAAUGGAAAACUUAUAAAAAUACACUUCGUAAAUAUUAAGUAGUGUGUUAGGUUUUCAAUUCUCAAAUCACAUUUUUAAAAAAAUAGUAGCAAUGCUUGUUUGACCUAGACUUUUAAUGCCCUCAAAUUAAAUGUAACUACAUUUUCACAACUAAGUAUUCAUCUGCUAUUGAAAAACCAGCAACAACCCUUAUUUUCUCUAGAUUUUGGCCAGAUAAAGAAUUAUUAAGCAAAGAGCCAUACAUUUUUAAACAUUAUUUAUUUUAAAUUAUACACACUAAAUUUAAAAGUUAUAAAAUCUGUCCACUAUACUGAACCUAUGAAGCUUAGUUUUCGGUUUUGUGAUCUGGUUUCAUCUUCUUCCUGCCAGUCAUUAUUCUGCUACUUUUCUAUCCCUCCCUUCUUUGAUUUCAGACUGUUGGGCAAAAAAGGAGACAGGUUCAUUUGUCUUUAUUAGGGAUGUUAGCUUGAAAUGAAAUAAUAAUGAGGAAGGAAUGACAAAUUUAUUCUUAUUAAAGCACACAUUUAAAUAUAGACAUUAUAUUCUGACUUGCUGAGCGACAAGCUGAACUGCCGCCUUGGCCACCGAGUUAGGAACUGAAAAACAAUAUGUAAGGACCGGUCAGGCCUCUAGGACGCACGGCGGGCGGACAUGAGCGAGGACGAGAGGAAGCCCGUGCGGCCGGAGCUGUUCAACGAGGACACCUGCUGCAACCUGCUGAAGGUCAAGUCGGAGGUGGAAUUGCGUGGGAGCCCGGCCCGGGACGACGCCCCGGUCAAGAUGCGGUGGUCUCCGGGCUCGUGGCAGGACGGCACUCGCCGGAGCGCCUUCCAGCCGUACCGGCCCACGACGGUGCUGACCAACCUGCAGAGGGGCAACAUCCCCACGGAGGCAGUGGUGCCAACCGAGGGGGACGCCAGCUUCCACCACCGCGCGGGGCAGGGCAACCUCACUCAGCAGGACAUUGAGAGCGAGCCGGACGUGGACGCGCCGGACGCCCACCGCCUGAGCGCCCUGAUGUGGGCCAGCGCGUACGGCCAGGUGCCCACGGUGCAGCGGCUGCUGGGGCGGGGGGCCGGCGCGGGGCGGCGGGGCCCGGAGGGGGAGACUGCCCUCUUGCUGGCGGCCGCCGGGGGCCACCUGGACGUGCUGCGCGCCCUGCUGGCGGAGGGCGCGGCCGUCGACCUGGUGGACGACGUUGGCAACACUGCGCUGAUGUACGCGGCGCACGGCAACCACCCUCACUGCACCAAUGAGCUGCUGCUCCGUGGAGCAGACUUCACUGUCACCAAUCACAACCAAGACACUGCCUACAGCAUCGCGGUGAAGAGGAAGAGCAGGCUUGCGCAGUCAGUUAUUGAGAACCACUUGCUGAAUCUGUUGGCAAGCUAAGGUCAGCGACUGAACUGUCCAGGUUGCGCUGCGACGUACAAUUAACUUUUGACGAUACGUGUACCGUGGUGCGCGUAUUGCGGUUCCCUUGCGCCGCGCAAGUUCAACAUGUGCAUCCUCGUGUUUGAGUCAACGGCGGGGAUGGACCUGUGUAUCUGAAGAAUAAUGCACCGAGGCACCACGUAAGAGGAUCAGCGGGUAGUAAACAACAUCCGAAUGCAAUACGUAUCUGUCCAGAAUAGCACGUGAUUGAAACAGGCCACUGCUGUAAGAUUUCUGGGUUAUUGGAAGAUCAUUUCAAGUCUUCUCUCUGCAAUGGUAGAGCUUGAGAGAUACAUUUCUAACAGUUGGAAUAGUUAAUGUUAUUGGUAGAAACAUUUACAGUUUUAUGUCCAGCGCAAUAUUUAAUUUUUAAAUUUUGUUUUUAAAAAUAUUUUAUGAACAAAAAUGAUUAUAUAUUAAAUAUAUAUGAUAAAAUGUUUUAUACCAUUUUCAGUGAAAUAGUGCCAUUUUAUCUUUGUACGAGCUGUACAGUUGUUAAAGAAAACCAGUUUUUUAAAGUAUAAAUGGCUUGAUCAGAAUUACUUGUAACCAAAAAUUAAAUGAACAUUUUAUUAACUAUGUAACACAAUUAUUUGCUCAAGUGAAAAGGAUAUGAGAUAAUAUAGUCUAUUUUUGCUAUCAAAAUUGAGUUGUCUGAGUAAAGUUUUAAAGUUUUCUUUUAUAAAUUAAUUUCAGGAAAACAUAAGUGCUAGUCAGAUACUUUUUUCCAUAAUAGUUUGCAUUGAUCUAUAUAAUUAUUUUCCCAUCAGGUAAGUGUGCUUGCUGAUAAAUUUAAAUCAAGGCAAACUUAAGUUAAAAUUAAUUUACGGUACUAAUAUAUGUGUAAAUACAUUAAAAAAAAAUGCUGAGUAACAUUUUGAGAUUAAAUGACAUAAAAUUUAAUUUAAAAAAUUCACAGGCGCAUUGUUUAUGUAAUUGUUAGGCCUGUGCGAAUAUUCAAAAUUUUGAAUAUGAAUAAUAAACCAUUCAUACUUGAUUUGACCUCGAAUACUAACACUUAGAAAUAUGUAAAUAUUUGUUUCCUUAUGAAUAUUUCCCUAGCAUACCUCAUGAAAUUGUCAUAUACCGAACGUUCAAUAUUGAGGUCAAGUUAUUUGUGCAUUAUAAAUAGUUAAAUACCCUUUUUGAUGUUCUAAUGGGACUUAAUAUUCAAAACCAUGAACAGUAAGCAACAUUUAAAAUAAGCAACAAGUAUUCAAAGUUUUUUUUUACUAUUGUCUCACUAAACAGUAACAGAAAAAUUGCGUGAACAAUUCAAAAAGUCAUAUUUGUCAUUUCAAACUUGAAUACAAAAUAUCAUUUGUAUUCAUUUCAUCACACAAAAUAUUGUCACACGCACCUAAAGUAGAUAAAAUAAAAAUAAAUAAAUAUAAAAAAAGAAUGGACUACAACACCACAAAACAUGGACAAUCCAUUGCAAUAGCCAUUAAAAGAAGUAAAGAUCAUAGUUUCAACUGCGUAUAAAUUGAUGAAACAAGAUAUUGUGACUCAAAAAUUUAUGUACAAAAACACGUAAAUAAUAGUUUAAGAUUUCAGAUGAAAUUAGCAGGAAUCGUGUUUAUAAUAUUGCUGAAAAAGAAAAUGUAUUUGACUGCGUUAAAUAGGAUUUAAAUAAUUAAAUAUGAGCUCAUUUUAUUUGGUAGUACAUACAGUAUUAAAAAAAAAAUUAACUUUUUUGUGAAAUGGAUUACAUUGGAUUUCAUGGUAUUUUGUGGUUAGCGAAAAUUUUCUGGAACAACAUGUAGGGUAGCAGGUUAUGGAAAAUAAGGCUAAUAGGAACCAAAAGAAAGGUUGGUUGGGUUAGGUUAGGUUAGGAUAGGUUAGCUGUAUAAUUUUAAAAUAUAAAAAAAAUAUUUUAUAAUUUAAAUAUCUUAACAAACAUUUUUUGUAUAAUUAUUGUAGCUGAUUUGACCUACCCAACCUUUCACUUUUUAUUAUUAGCAGGAUUCUAAUUUUCAUUCUUACUAUUUGAAUUAGUAUUCGCAAUUAAUUUGGUAUUAGUAUUCGAUUCAAACUAAAAAACUGAUGUUCGCACAGGCUUGGGCAUAACAUUCCAAAGAGGCUCUAACAACAUUAAUGAGUUACAAAAUAAUAAUGUUAUCAAUAUAGGAGAUAUAUUUAAAUUAAAAUAAGGUUUAAAAAAACAUGAACUUAAUAAUUUAUAACAUUAAUUAAUCACUCCAGACUGUUGGUUAACCAAAUGUGUGUGUGUCGUAAUCUGCCACUAGUGAAACCUAGUAGGCACACGGUAAACUAGCCCUGAAAGCUUCUGGCUUUUCUCUCCAGAGAUGGCGUAAUAUAAAUGCUUGUAACGUUGUGGGACCAUGCCCUCCCCGGCUUUUAUAAGCAUUUAUUAAAAGGAUAAAAAAAAAUGUUCUCAGUACUUAAGUUGAUCAGUUGCAAGAUCAUUGUAACCUAGUUUUUCAUUCUUCCGUUUUAUCAUUUGCAAUAAUAUUAUAAUUAAUUUAAUUUCACAAAACUUAAACGUUCAGAAUAGCACACUUACAAAGGAAACAUUUAUAUUAUAUAUAUUUAUAAUUAAUUAUCAGCCUGUUUCUUUCUGUUUUUCUCUGUUGCCUAAGUCUGCCUUUGUCAUCACAUCGUACCAGAGCUGAAUCUGUCGGAAUUGCACAUUUACGUGAUUGUAAACAUUAUUUUUUUGUUAUUAUUUAUUUUCGUGAUACUGACAUAACAUAUAACAGAAAUAGUUGUAUUACAGGUACAUAAAAAAAAAAAAUAACAAAAAAAAAAAACAACACUAUCUAAACUAGAUGUGAUACAGCACCAUCUAUAAACAGAGUAAUUACUUCACAUACUGGUAAAGUCUACACUAUGUAUUUAUAAUCACAUUUGAUAUAUUGGAAAUAUGAGUUUUGGCACAUAUAUAAAAUAUUGCUAACAAUUUUAAGAAAAAGAAAAUGAUUGUGAUACACAGUAUAAAAGUUUAUAAUUAUUUUAGAUUCACAUUGAAAUACACGAAACUAAAUCUAAAUACCAGUAACAUUUUUGGCCAUAAAAAAAAAGAUGCUAAAUUAUAUGGUUACAUUUUAAAUAUAUUGAAAAUGCAAGUUUCAAAUUAAAUUAAAACAGAAAAUAUAGCAUAGAAUAACCUAAUACAUAAUAUUUCAUGUUCAAAAUCAGUAAUGAGUCUUUGGUUUCAGCAAACAUCCUAUACACCUACAUCAAACCACAAGACUUUACAAAAACCUUUCGCAAUGGCUUAUGGGUAUGGCCACACCAGUCCAAUAGAUAGCAAAUUAUGUGUCCAAUAUAUAUAACAUUAAAUUGAUUUAAAAAUUGUGAUUACAAUGACAACUUUUUUUUUUAUCAUUAUACAAAUUUAAGGCAGAAGUAAAGCUCAAGUACUUAAACUUUCCUAUAGCCAGAAGAGAAAAAUAUUUGUCAUAAUAUAAUAAAUAUUGGUUAAUUAUAAAACGUACAGCUUGCUGCAUCAUAAGUUUAGAAACUUUAGCAAUUGACCUAAAAUCAAAUAUAAUUUUCCCUGUUAAUAAGUCUAAAUUACUACUAAAUACACAUGUACUUUAGAACUUCUCAACAGGGUUUUACUGUAGUUCAAUAUUUAUUACAGCACAGUGGAUAAAAGAAUGAAAUAGGUGGAUUCACCUAAGAAAAAAAAUUUUCUUUGUUUAAAAUGUGGAUACUUUUAUUUAAGGUAAAUUAAAACCCAACUAAUUUAGUAAAACUUAAAACUUUGGAAUCUACACAAAUAAAUUUGUUCUCUAUUAUAAGAAUUAAGAAAUAUUACUUAAAAGUAAAAUUCAUGUCAAUGUACGUAGAAUAUAUCUAGAUAAAAUAAAACUUAAUAUUUAGAUUGUAUUAUAUGUUUUUUAUUAAUAAAAUGAGUUUUUUAUUUUACAAUAUUAAGGUGUAUAAAAGAGUUCAUGUCUACAAAUGUUACAACUGAACAUAUGGAACCUAUUUCAUUGGGGAUUUAAUUCACUUAUGUUUAGCAAAACCAAAUUAAAUAAUGCAAUAUCAUUUUUAGUAUCAUGAAAUCAAAACAAAAAUUAUAUUUGUUUUAAUAAAUACAUACUACUUGCUAAUACAAGUAAGGGAUAUUACGAGAGGUUCAAAGUGUGUGUGUGUAUGUGUGUAUGUAUGUAUAUGUGUGUAUGUAUAUAUAUAUAUGAGUGUAUUGAUGUGCACUUUUAUAGCACAUUGUAUGUUUUUUUUUCUGCAGCUGCUUGUGUCAGUAUGUGUGUGGCAAUUUGAAAAAAAAAAAAAUUGUGUAUUUUGCAGUUGCAGCACAAGAGUCCUUGUUUACAAAGCAAACAUGUAAACAAUAUGAUACACAAAAGACCGCUCCCUCCUUUUCUACUCCCCUUUUCCUUUCUCUGUAUUCCAAAGUGUUAUCCUGUCUCUGCUACCACAUCCAAGUCCAAGCCAAAAUUCAGGAGGCCUGUAAACAACAGUGGCAUAAGUGACGUAGUUUAGACACAGAGGGCAUAGUUUAUCAACUGAGCCAUUCCCAUCUUUAAUUAAGAGUGCAUGAUUGUGAAAGUUAUUAAAGUCUUCAGAGUUUGAGCGGAGAAACACGUUCAUGUGGAGAGUAGCAGUAACAUAAAAUGGCUAGAGAAAAAAGAAUCAUUUAGUAUGUGUACUUUUUUAUUCAUAAAUAAAUUUUGAACAAUUUUUAUUUUAUCCAUUUUUUUUCCCCUCUAAAAUGGACCAUUUUCUAAAUAUGAAAUGAAAAUCAGACAUUUAUGGAAGGUGUGGGAAUCUAAGUUUGGAAUUUUAUUGCAUCAUCACUUGGGCAUUGUGAAUAUUUUCUGUUACAAGAAAAUCUUCUGCCAUUGUCAGUUCUCUUAGUUGUGAGGUUCCGCUGUCCUAAAUCCUUCGCGAAUGACGGUGGAAAGUGUGAUCUUUUGAAGCCGAAACUACACAGCUCCCAAAAUUUGAAAUAGACACGAUACAAUAAUUUAUGUUUCAACGGCAUAUUUUUUCCAAUGUUAAAAAAUCUUUGGUUAUUUAUCGCACAAUUCGAGGUCGAAUCAAAUAAGAAUUAUAAACUAUUCGUAUUCCAAAAUUUCAAUAUUUACACAGGUCUACACACUAGCAUAAACUUCAAUAUUAGCUGUUUGAACAAUAUGUAAACACAGUUUAACGUACAUUUUCCUAUCCCUACACAAGUAAAAAAAACUCCAGAGUUACAUCACGGACUGUUAGACCCUCAGUAGAAGACAGCUAUCCUGAAAUUGGAGACUGCAAUAGCGACCAAACAUUUGGUGUUCCCUUCAAUUUGGCUACAACCACACGCCAAGCAACAUCAACAUUAAAUGGGUCAUUCUUGCAAAAAGGGAACAUUUUAUGUCACUAAAGCAGCACUAAAAAGAAACAAUACAUACACACUUAAUUAAUUGAUUCUAAAUCACAGGAACUAAAACCCUUCCUUUCUUUUAAUUUUGAACGUCAAAUCUGUUUUAAACAUUUUUUGUUUUAGUGAACGGAGGGAUACAUGUAUACCUCCGUUACAUGUCACAUCUUCAUUUAGACAUUUUCUUUUAUAAUUAUCUCAGAUAUAAAAAAUAAUGACAAUAAGUUUAACAAUCCUAGUAAAACAAAUAAAAUGUGUUCUUGUUUCUUCAAUGUAUAGUUUUUUCAAUUUUCCCUUUAUAAAACCUGUAAUGUUACUCUGAACUUUGUCACGAACUUUAGUGUAUUCUCCGUUAUAUUAAAAUGAAAGUUCUACAGAACCUCACAUGUAAGCAAUAUUGGCUUUGUUUCCUCUUUGGAACAGCUGGGAGGAGGCCAUCUUUGAUGUUUCAGUGGAUAAAUGUGUGCUGAAUCAACAGUUUUAUAAGUGUGAACAAAUAUUUCAUUGGAAGGUUAUACACCUGAUGUAUCAUCCGUUCAUCAUCUAAAAAGGUAAUUUCAAUUACCAGUAAAUCACUUAAAUCCUAAUUAAUUGUGACAUAUCAGUAUGUUUAACCUUACUAAUAGCCAACAGACAUAACUUCGAAGUAAAGCAUGUGUUUUGCCUUUUAGUGCAAUAUGGUAUCCUACGCGUGGUGUAACGGAGGAUACCAUUUGUGUAAUUGAGGUAUACUUUUAAAAUCUUUGGUCUGGUUUAGGUCACAUUUAAUUUAUAGUCUGGCUUAAAAAGUAUUACUUCCUUGGACUAGAAAAAGAUGUUUAUCUGGUAACUUGCUUAAAAAUUCCUUAAACAUAUAGUUUUGGGAUAUUUAAACAAAAAAUAGUGUUAUUAUUACAUUUUCACAAAUUUGUUACAGACUCUUAAAUUGUAUGGUCUUUUUGUUUAUUACAGUUCAUAAUGAGCAAAACCAACAAGAUGACAGCUAAAGAAAGAAUGCGAAAAUACAGAGAGAAAAUUAAGAACGAUACAAAUCUAUAUGAGGAAUCUAAGAGAAAGGAACGUGAAAGAUUCAAGAAACGUGUAGAAGACGGAAAAAUUAAAACUGCUAAAACCAAAAUGAGUGAUCGUGCCAAAAGGAACCUGAGAAAAACAUGGCGAGAAAAAACUAGGAAAUAUAGAGCAUCUGUAAAAGAUAGAAACCAGAUGCUUGAAAAUUUAAACGCACCUCUUAGUCCUGGCAUUCCGAGUACUUCCAGAAGUACUAAUAACCGUAGUAGACCUCUUACGGUUGAUGAUAAGCGAAAAGAAAGUGGAAAGAAAGUAAGGAGAAGAAACAGACAGGAAUUGAAGGAAAAAAUUGCAGUGUUAGAAAAUAAAUUAAAGGAUAGGAAUAGGCAACAUGCUAAUUUUAGACAGCAAAAACACAGAUUACAAAAAAAAUAUAAUGAAGAUAAGGAAGAGACACCAAGGAGAACAGUUACAAAACUUUUAGGCAAAACGUCAGCGACACAUCUUAUUCGAAGAAAAUUAAUUUUCGGAGAAGUUAUUCAAAAUCAAAUAAAGACCAGCUACAAAAAUAAGCAGCAACAGAAGAAGAAUAUUAAUAAAGAUAUUGAAUUAUAUUAAUAAAGUCCAAUUUUGAAGUUUUUUAUACAAAUGUACAUAUGUCAUUUAAAGAAUUACAUUACAUAUUAAAAUCUCUAUUGAUUUGCAUAAUAUUAUGCUGUUCUUGCACGCAAUGUCUCCUCCGUUACAUAGCUGUAUCCUCCGUUAACAGUUUUUUACAAAACAUUAAAAAAAUCUAUAAGUAAAUGAAAAAAGAUGUUGACCAGUGGCAUACACCGAUUCAGAAUAAGUUAAUAAGUGUAUCAGAAUAAUCAAAAACUUAAAUCGAUAAAAUAAAAAAAUAAAUAAUUGAGCACUUCAAAAAUUCCCUUUUUCCAAGAAUGACCCAAAUAUUACGUAUUUAGUAUUAUAUACAGAAUAAGAAAAACUUAAAAUCAAAGUGGCAGUACAUUAAAAUAUAUCACUUCAAUUAUAAAAGAGAUUUUAUGAGUACAUAAAAACUGAUAAAAUAAAAACAACACAAUUAUAAAAUCAUAAAAAAUUAACCACGCAUCUCAAAAUGCACACACCAGUAGUCGGUCUUAGGUUAUCUUAUCAUAUUUCGGGGAAAAUUUCAUUAUAACAGUCUUGAGCAAGCAUUUCGUCAAACUAGUGAUGUGUCAGUUCUACUUUCACCCCGAUUCUCGGUUGGGUUCAGAUUCUUAAAAAUAUCUUAAUUCUCACAUAAUUUACCAUUGAACUAAAAAUAUGUUCUGAUAGUAAAGUUUGAUUGUUCAACACAACUUAUUAGCACUCCAGUUUAUUGCUAUAAUCUAACCCCAAACAAGUCAACCAGCACCUAAGUAGCAUAGUUGGUUUGCGUGUGUCUAGAAGGCUAGAGCGACGCUCCACAGCAAAGGGUCUUUAAUCCGUGAUUCUAUGGUUCGGCACCGUCUGCAAUCCGAUACAUAUUGAGCCAAUCAAGUUCAGGCCUUGACCGACAGGUCAUGUUACUGCAUUGCCGGUGUUGUUUAUUUUUUGUCGGUGUACAUCUCAGUACAGUGAUUCCUGUUUUCUAGCAGGUUAUAUUUUACAGUUCACAUUUCUCUGGUACAUUUCAGUAAUGAUUUUUUGAAGGAAAGAUCUUAAUCACUGGCGAAACAUAUCAGAAAAUUUUUUCAACACUAAUGCUCUAAAUUAUUAUUUUUGACAUGAUAACGUCUAAUAAAUCGAUGAACGCCGGCUGCACGCACGAAAAAGCAUGACUUAUUGUCACGUUCCGCCUGAGCCGAGCGUGCAAGAACCGGCCAACCACCGUGCGAGAAAAUCUUUUAUAAUAUCAAACAGGUUAAGGCUGGCUUCUUAACUAAUUGUUCGUAAUUAUAUUUAAACAAAUUAUUUAAAUUAAAUUUGCAAAAACUGUAAAUAAUAUUUGAAAAUUAAAAAGUAUGAUGUUAUCGCGUAAAUUUAUAGUCCGUAAACCGACUUUACAGACAACCCCCUUUUUUUUUUUACUUCUAUACAGCAGCUUAGUAAUAAUAAAGCCCGUUUUUAAUACCAUAUUAAUUUUUGUUUGGUAUUUCCAUUAAAAAUGAAUUGCCGUUCUGUAAUCGUGGGAAAACGACUGAUCCGGCACGACCGAGGUUCCGGGUGAAGCCAGGACCGACACACCACCGCGGCUACGAGGCGGCGGGCCGCUUGCGCUGCUCCCAGGCCAGCUGCAUGGCCCAGAUGCUGAGGGGACGCAUGUAGCCGAUGGAGCGGUAGUGCUUCUCCGCGAACAGGGCCUCCGGCGUCUGGAAGCCCAGGCCGAUGCGGUGGUACACCGUGUGGUACACCCCGCCCGCCGUCUUGAACGCCUGCUCCAGCAUCCCCUGCGCACCGCCACGAUCUCAUCACUACUCAUACCACUCGCACUUUCUUGCUCUUUCAUCAUGUCAAAUAUAUAGUCACUUUCAUUAAAAAAAACGGGAAGGGGAGAGAAAGGCCAGAUUAAAUUUAGAUAUGUACUUACGUCUCAUGGUAAAAACUUGUCUCUUCGUUAAAAUUGUUCACACCUUGGUAAGUGCAUCACAAACAGGACUAUCGAGAGAAAUUAAGGAAAUUAUUUUAGGCCUCUUUCCAAUCGCUCAAUAAACUCCUUCAAUUAACUAACUUCAUUUUUAUAACAUUUUUAAAAUGUUUAUACCAAGAGAACAUAUUUUCAUAUCUUUAUAGUAUUUAAAAAAAAAUGACAAAAA